Molecule: messenger RNA, 5936 nt
Organism: Alligator mississippiensis (American alligator)
Lineage: Eukaryota; Metazoa; Chordata; Crocodylia; Alligatoridae
Gene: JAK1
Product: Janus kinase 1
Exons: 26
Coding region: 316-3789 (1157 amino acids)
Biological process (GO): hemopoiesis; cytokine-mediated signaling pathway; cell surface receptor signaling pathway via JAK-STAT
Cellular component (GO): cytosol; membrane; cytoskeleton
Molecular function (GO): non-membrane spanning protein tyrosine kinase activity; cytokine receptor binding; ATP binding
Source: RefSeq, a predicted model, not a curated record
GCGCCCGGACCCCGCGCGGCGGACGGGCCCAGCGCAGGCGGCGGCGGCGGCGGCUCGGGCCAUGCGGGGCAGCGGCUGAGCGGCGCGGGGCGGCCUCGGCCUCCUUUGCCGCCGCCCGGCGGGAGCCGGUUGGCUAAUCUCGUACGGCGGGCUUUAAACUAACUUCACCGGGGGAAGGGGCCACUUCAAGUGGAGAGCAUGCUUCACCAGCACGCAGGGUGACAAGAGAAAGGGAAGCACAGCCAGGUUGAAUUGUUUUUGGAAAGCGUGACGACAAUCAUUCUAGCUGUGUUGGAGGACCAGACAUUCAGAUAAAUGCAGUAUCUAAAUGUAAAAGAAGAUUGCAAAGCCAUGGCUUUCUGUGCAAAAAUGAGAAACUCAAAGAAGAGUGAAGUGAGCACAGAAGUUCAAGAGCAGGGAUUGGAAAUACUAUUUUAUUUGCAAGAUAAGCCUCCUAUUCGCCACAUCAGUGGCGAGUAUACAGCAGAAGACCUUUGCUUUGAAGCUGCUCAGGAGUGCUCUAUAUCUCCAUUGUGCCACAAUCUUUUUGCACUGUUUGAAGAGAGUAAAAGACUCUGGUAUGCACCAAACCAUGUCUUCAAAAUAGAGGAGAAAACAGCACUCCGGCUUCAUUAUCGCAUGAGGUUUUAUUUUACCAACUGGCAUGGAACAAGUGAAAAUGAGCCAUCAGUCUGUAGACAUACACCAAAGAAAUCAAAGAGUGCUUAUGAGAAGAAAAUUUUGCCAGAUGGAAGCCCAAUACUUGAUGGAUACUCACUAGAAUACCUUUUUGCCCAGGGACAGCAUGAUUUGGUGAAGGGCCUGGCCCCAGUUCGAGACCCUAAAAAUGAUCAGGAAAUUCAUGAAAUCGAAAAUGAAUGUCUGGGAAUGGCUGUCCUUGCAAUCUCUCACUUUGCCAUCAACAAAAACACGAAGCUGCCAGAUCUUCCCAAGGAUAUCAGUUACAAGCGUUAUAUUCCUGAAACUUUGAACAAGAGUAUCAGACAGAGGAAUAUCUUAACCAGAAUUCGGAUAAACAAUGUUUUCAAGGAGUUCCUUAAGGAAUUUAACAAUAAAACCAUUUGUGAUAGCAGCGUGUCUCCACAUGACCUGAAGGUUAAAUACUUAUCGACAAUGGAAACUUUAACAAAACAUUUUGGAGCAGAAGUUUUUGAGACUUCUUCAUUGCUGAUUUCAUCAGAGAAUGAGAAAAACAGAUUUAAUUUUGGAGAAAAUGAGAACGUUCCACAGUAUGAAGUGAUGGUGACAGGGAACAAUGGAAUACAGUGGAGGCUCAAGCCAAAUAUUCAACAGACUGACAAAGAGAAGCAUAAACUAAAGAGGAAGAAAUUGGAUGGCAAAAACAAAAAGGAUGAAUUAAAAACCAAAAUCCAAGAGGAGUGGAACAAUUUUUCAUACUUUCCAGAAAUCACACAUGUUGUCAUAAAGGAGUCCACAGUCAACAUUAACAAGCAGGACAACAAAAGGAUGGAAUUAAAACUCUCUUCACAUGCGGAGGCCUUGUCAUUUGCGUCAUUGAUAGAUGGAUACUUCAGACUUACAGCAGAUGCCCACCACUAUCUCUGCACUGAUGUUGCUCCACCUUUGAUAGUGCACAACAUAAAAAGUGGAUGCCAUGGCCCCAUUUGCACCGAGUACGCCACCAACAAAUUGAGACUAGAGGGGAAUGAGGAAGGAAUGUACGUGCUGAGAUGGAGUUGUACCAACUUCAAUCACAUCCUCAUGACAGUGACGUGUUCUGAAACCUCAGAGUUACAGGUAAACAGUUCAGUCCAGUACAAAAACUUCCAGAUUGAGAUGAAGAAAAAUGAGUGCCUUCUGCAUGGCUCCAAUAGGUCUUUCUCAUCCCUAAAAGAGCUGAUGGAUCACUUGAAGGGACAGAUCCUUAAGACAGACAAUAUCAGCUUUACACUGAGGAGAUGCUGCCAGCCGAAACCAAGAGAAAUCUCCAACUUAUUAGUGGCAACAAAGAAAGCUCAGGAAUGGCAGCCAGUUUACUGUCUAGGUCAGCUGAGUUUCCAUCGAAUCCUCAAAGAAGAAAUUACCCAAGGUGAACACCUGGGAAGAGGAACAAGGACACAGAUUUACUCUGGGCUUCUCAACUAUAAGGAAUAUGAGAAUGAAGGGUACCAGGAUGAAAAAGAGAUCAAAGUCCUCCUCAAAGUCUUGGACCCCAGCCACAGGGAUAUUUCACUGGCAUUUUUUGAAACAGCAAGCAUGAUGAGGCAGGUUUCCCACAAACACAUCGUCCUUCUUCACGGGGUUUGUGUCCGUGACGUGGAAAAUAUUAUGGUUGAAGAGUUUGUUGAAUUUGGGCCUUUGGAUCUCUUUAUGCACCGGAAAAGUGAUGUUCUUACAACUCCUUGGAAGUUCAAAGUAGCUAAACAGCUCGCAAGCGCACUAAGCUACUUGGAGGAUAAAGAUCUAGUACAUGGAAAUGUGUGUACUAAAAAUAUACUGUUGGCAAGAGAGGGAAUAGACAGUGAAUAUGGUCCUUUCAUAAAGCUGAGUGACCCAGGAAUUCCCAUAACUGUGCUGUCCAGACAAGAGUGCGUUGACCGAAUACCUUGGAUCGCACCAGAAUGUGUGGAAGAUUCCAAAAAUUUAAGCAUUGCAGCAGACAAGUGGAGUUUUGGCACAACGCUAUGGGAAAUCUGCUACAAUGGAGAAAUACCCCUGAAGGAUAAGACAUUAGCAGAGAAAGAGAGGUUUUACGAAGGACACUUCAUGCUGGUGACACCAUCCUGCAAGGAACUUGCCGACUUGAUGAAACAAUGCAUGAACUAUGACCCCAAUCAGAGACCAUUCUUCAGAGCAGUUAUGAGGGACAUCAAUAAACUGGAGGAACAAAAUCCUGAUAUUGUGUCUGAAAAGAAGCCUUAUGCAGAGGUCGAUCCCACCCUGUUUGAAAAACGGUUCUUGAAGAGAAUCCGUGACCUGGGAGAGGGUCACUUUGGCAAGGUUGAACUCUGCAGAUAUGAUCCAGAAGGUGACAAUACAGGAGAGCAGGUGGCUGUGAAGUCCCUGAAACCAGAGAGUGGUGGAAAUCACAUCGCUGAUCUGAAGAAAGAGAUUGAAAUCUUGCGGACUCUUUAUCACGAUAACAUAGUGAAAUACAAGGGGAUCUGCACAGAAGACGGAGGAAGUGGAAUUAAACUUAUCAUGGAGUUUCUUCCUUUGGGGAGUCUCAAGGAAUAUCUCCCUCGGAACAAGAACAAAAUCAACUCAAAACAGCAGCUGAGAUACGCAGUUCAGAUCUGCAAGGGAAUGGAUUACUUGGGCUCCUGUCAGUACGUUCACCGGGACUUGGCAGCCAGAAACGUCCUUGUUGAAAGUGAGAACAGAGUGAAGAUUGGAGACUUUGGCCUCACAAAAGCUAUUGAAACGGAUAAGGAAUACUACACGGUGAAAGACGAUCUCGACAGCCCUGUCUUCUGGUACGCUCCAGAAUGCCUGCUUCAGAGCAAAUUUUACAUUGCUUCAGAUGUCUGGUCAUUUGGAGUGACAUUGUAUGAGCUACUUACCUACUGUGACUCUGAAUCCAGUCCAAUGGCAGAAUUCUUGAAAAUGAUUGGUCCCACCCAAGGCCAGAUGACAGUAGCUCGGCUUGUGCGUGUAUUACAAGAAGGGAAGCGUUUACCACGUCCACCAAACUGCCCGGAAGAGGUUGAUCAGCUGAUGAGGAAGUGUUGGAUGUAUAUUCAAACUGAACGGACCACCUUUCGCAACCUUAUUCAAGGAUUUGAAGCACUUAUAAAUAAAACCUAAUUCACAUUUUUGUAUUGUCUGUGCUAUAAAUGUGUCAAAAUACAACAUGCAAGCCUUCUAUUUUUAAAUACUGUAGUUUGUACUCUGGCUAUGCUAAUAUGCAUUUAAAAGUUUCCUUUCUCCAAGGAUUUACUUUUUAUUUUUUGUCUGGUCAGCACAUGAAUCAAGACAACUUAACACCAUAAUAGAAAUUUGUUUUUAAAAAAAGGCAUGUUUGGUUAAUAUGUACAUUAUAUGGAUUAUAUUGGGCUAAUCAGAAUUGAAAAACGUGUAAAGAAAGACUGUACUUCUCAGUGCCAACAUAUGUAGCGUAUUAAAUAUUCUGUCCCUAGAGGGUUUAUUUCCUAAUUAGCUAAGCUAGAAGGUAUACAAAACUUGCCAAGGCAAUUGCUUUUCAAGUAUGCAAAUUUUUAUGGGUGUACAAGUUUUGUUUUGUUUUUUAAACAGUGGCUGACAGAAAACCCUAUAAUAGCCUUCAUGUGCACAUGAGUUUUUAAAACAUAAUUUAAAAAAAAAUCGGCACAAUCAUUAGUCCAGAUCCUAUGUAUUAUCAAUCAAGUGCUUAUUAACCAACUUUGCCCCAGUUUGAAGUCCUAACAUUUUAUGUCACAGGGGGAAAAAAAUAAAUUUUAAACGUCAAGUUUCCACUUACACACGUUCAGGAUCAUGCAUUUCAGUUUAAAUUUACUUUUUUAAGUAAAAAAUUCUCCCUGUCUAAAGCACUGUGUAACAUACAAAUGCUCAGUGAGCAAGCAUAGUACUCCUUGGCAUGAACCACAGGAGAGCUGCCAGGGUUGGUAAAAUGUGUCUGGGAAAUCAGGAACGCAUGUAUGAGAACAACAAAAUAAUAAUCAGACAUGUAAUGCACUCCAGGCCUGGGAGCACUCCUCCAACCGUCACCAGAGCAUUCGUGUGUCAGGGCCAAGACCUGAACAGUUGUGAGGUCUCCCAGAUAAAACAAUGUUUGCUUAUUGUCUGCCAUCAUAAUGAGCAUCUUCAGAUGAGCUGCCUGCAAGCCAUUCUUUGACCCACUAUCACAUGGAUUAAGACCUGUUAAAAAAAAACUGUUGGACAACCAUGAGUAUGUAAACCUAGACUAGAUCGGUGAUCCUCCCCCUCUAUGUGACAGUGGUCAGGCUGCAGCUGGAGUACUGUUCAGUUCUGGGCACCCCACUUCAAGAGGGAUGUGGACAACAUUGAGAGGGUCCAGAGGAGGGCCACCCGCAUGAUCCAGGGACAGCAGGGCAGACCCUACAAUGAGAGGCUAUGGGACCUGAACCUGUUCAGCCUUUGCAAGAGAAGGCUGAGGGGGGACCCAGUGGCCAUCUAUAAAGUCACCAGGGGGGACCAGCAGGGUUUGAGAGAGACCCUGUUCCCCCUAGCAUCCCCCGGAGUAACAAGGAAUAACAGCCACAAAUUGUUAGAGUAGGUUCAGACUAGACAGCCAAAGGCACUACUUCAGUCAGGGCGGCUAGGAUCUGGAACCAACUUCCAAGGGAAGUGGUGCUGGCUCCUACCCUGGGGGUCUUUAAGAAGCGGCUUGGUGCCUACCUGACUUGGGGUCAUUUGAGCCCAGUUUCCCUCCUGCCCAGGCAGGGGGUCAGACUUGAAGAUCUACAAGGUCCCUUCCGACCCUACUUCUAUGAUUCUAUGGUACACCUUAAACAACAGCACUUGGAUCUUAAUGUGGUGGGGGACUCAAAAUAGGCAAUCGCCAAAAAACUCAGAGAGCCAGCGUAAAAACGUAUCCAACAGUGUCAGGGGGCGCCUGGAGCCACUUGAGCUCUGGUCAUAAUUCUGCUUUUACACAAUCUGCAGUUGAAGUGAGGGCCCUGUUCUGUAAAUACAGUAGCUUUUUACAGGAAUCGUUCAUUCAAAUUUGAAACCUUUUGCUCACAGCCUCUCUAGAAUUUAAGACAAUACUGUUUUCCCUAAUCCUGGAUUCAGAAAAUGCUUUGAGGGAAUAUUCAGCACUGCCUGGAACUGAAAAAUGUCUUUAUUAAAAUAUAACUGUAAUUACUAAAUGUUAACCAAUUUAGAUUUAUUUUUAAAGUAUUAUCUGUUUUAUUUCUGUAUCCCAUAAACCUAUAAACAGGCACUUUGUUACUCUUUUUAAAAACAAAACUAAUAAAAAUGUUUUCUCUUUA